AUGGGUUCCGUCGCCCUUCCCCACCUGCGCUCAGGCUGGCACGUCGACCAAGCCAUCCUCUCUGAAGAAGACCGGCUCGUCGUGAUCCGGUUCGGGCGCGACAGCGACCCCAACUGCAUGUCGCAAGACGAGAUCCUGUACAAAAUCGCGGACCGCGUCAAGAACUUCGCGACUAUCUAUCUCUGCGACAACGUCGAGGUACCCGACUUCAACGCCAUGUACGAGCUCUACGACCCGAUGACGAUUAUGUUUUUCUUCCGGAAUAAACACAUGAUGUGCGAUUUUGGAACGGGCAAUAACAAUAAGCUGAAUUGGGUGCUUGAGGAUAAGGGCGAGUUGGUGGAUAUUUUGGAGACGGUCUAUAGGGGAGCAAAGAAGGGUAGGGGUCUGGUGGUCAGUCCGAAGGAUUACUCGACGAGGUAUAGGUAUUAGAGAGGUGGGGGAGUGACAUGGCACAAGCUUGACACAGACGUGGACGGAGAUCAUACUGGUCUUUUAGUUGAUGGGAACGAGCCGAGAUGGAUACGAAGGCUUCAUGAAUUGGCGUUUGGAGAAAUUGAAGAAUGCUUUGGGAUAAUAUGGCCGGGUGACUUGGCUUGGGGAUUGAUACAAUGAUGCGCUAGGACAGAGA
Molecule: messenger RNA, 631 nt
Organism: Parastagonospora nodorum SN15
Lineage: Eukaryota; Fungi; Ascomycota; Dothideomycetes; Pleosporales; Phaeosphaeriaceae
Exons: 2
Coding region: 1-432 (143 amino acids)
Biological process (GO): mRNA splicing, via spliceosome
Cellular component (GO): U5 snRNP; spliceosomal complex; U4/U6 x U5 tri-snRNP complex
Source: RefSeq, a predicted model, not a curated record